AUGGCCAAAAGCAACUGGGAGAAGAAAGGGCUUAUUCCAGCCCAAGUGGAACAGCGGGAAACCGUGAGAAGGACAGACACAUUCGGCAGCCAGAGGACGCAGUGGACAGAGCGGAGCACUGUAGACAAUGAUGUGAUUGAGUCGUUCACAGAAGACCCUAAUCUGGUGAACGACCCUUCUACAGAUGAAACAGUUCUGGCCGAUAUCACACCUUCCACAGAUGACCUGGCCUCAGCCAGUGACAAAAACACUACUGCAGAGUGCCGGGACGAGAAAUUUGCUUGUACCAGACUGUACUCUGUCCAUCGGCCAGUAAAGCAGUGUGUUCAUCAAGUCUGCUUCACCAGUUUACGGCGCAUGUACAUCAUCAACAAUGAGAUCUGUUCCCGACUUGUCUGUAAAGAACACGAAGCUAUGAAAGAUGAGCUUUGCCGGCAGAUGGCAGGCCUGCCUCCAAGGCGACUCCGACGCUCCAACUACUUCCGACUUCCUCCGUGUGAAAACAUGAAUUUGCAGAGACCCAGUGGUCUGUGA
This is a messenger RNA of Cricetulus griseus (Chinese hamster), 534 nucleotides long. The record is from RefSeq and is a predicted model, not a curated record. Lineage: Eukaryota; Metazoa; Chordata; Mammalia; Rodentia; Cricetidae.